AUCUGACGGUAGAUCUAUCCAAAACAUGGCGCUAGCAGACGUUUGCGGCAUCAAGAACUUCUCUAAUAAUUUACCAAGUCUUGGAAAUAGAGGUUUCCCAUCAAGUUUAACGCAAGCCGAUGAUGAAAUCCUAUUCGGCAAUACUUUUAUUGUUCCUAAAAAUCUAGAGUCUUUUGGAGAAGAAUCGAAAAAUGAAAACGAUGUUCAGAUUCAAUUUGCCCAAGGAACAACUACACUUGCUUUUAAGUAUAAAAAUGGUGUGAUCGUAGCUGUUGAUUCUAGAGCUUCAGCUGGCUCUUACAUUGCAUCCCAAACUGUAAAGAAAGUAAUUGAAAUAAAUCCCUAUCUUCUUGGAACCAUGGCAGGAGGAGCUGCAGAUUGUGCCUUUUGGGAAAGGAUGUUGGCCAAGCAGUGCCGUAUAUAUGAAUUAAGAAACAAGGAAAGAAUAUCUGUUUCUGCUGCUUCAAAGCUUCUUGCUAAUAUGGUGUACAACUAUAAGGGCAUGGGUUUGUCAAUGGGGACCAUGAUCGUUGGCUGGGAUAAAAAAGGACCCGGAUUGUACUAUGUCGAUAACGAUGGCACCCGCUUAACCGAUAAUUUAUUUUCAGUUGGGUCUGGUUCUACCUAUGCUUAUGGUGUUCUGGACAGUGGUUACAAAUGGGACCUAACUGAUGAAGAAGCAUACAAUCUAGCAAAACGAUCCAUCUUUCAUGCUACACAUCGUGAUGCUGCAUCGGGAGGAAUUAUUAAUUUGUAUCAUAUGAAAGAAAGUGGAUGGGUUAAGAUAUCUGCCACAGAUGUUGGGCCUUUAUAUUACGAGUAUAAAGCAGAAGCGUAA
Molecule: messenger RNA, 838 nt
Organism: Dimorphilus gyrociliatus
Lineage: Eukaryota; Metazoa; Annelida; Polychaeta; Dinophilidae
Source: the annotation of a GenBank genome assembly